Molecule: messenger RNA, 1365 nt
Organism: Cyphellophora attinorum
Lineage: Eukaryota; Fungi; Ascomycota; Eurotiomycetes; Chaetothyriales; Cyphellophoraceae
Exons: 2
Coding region: 1-1365 (454 amino acids)
Cellular component (GO): cytoplasm
Molecular function (GO): oxidoreductase activity
Source: RefSeq, a predicted model, not a curated record
AUGGGCGACAUACCUCCACCCUCCCCCACCAGUUCAGCAACUCAUCAGCAGCAUGCCCACCUCAGAGCAACCCUCCCCGUCCCCAACCCAACAACAUCCCAUUGGCAGACCCCGGAACACCGCCUCGCCCGCCACCGCACCACGCCCAACCUUCCGACUGAAGCAGACAUAGUCGUCAUCGGCAGCGGAAUCACCGCCGCCUUCUUCGCCCUCCACAUGCUCAUCGCCGACCCCUCUCCAGCGUUUAACAAUAUGGUCGUCCUCGAAGCACGCACCAUGUGUUCUGGCGCUACAGGUCGGAACGGUGGGCAUUUGGUGGUUGAUGGCUCUGCGAGAAAGGAGCGGCGGGAGUGGGAGGAGAGGGUGUGGGAUAUGGUCGCGGAGAUUGCUGUGCGGGGCGGGAGUAGGAUUGAGUGUGAGUGGAGGGAGGUGAGGAACGCUACAGGAUGGUGGGGCUGGGAUCGGGAAGGAUGGGAGGGGGUGAAGAGGCGAGUCAAGCGGGACCGGGAGGUGUAUGGGGAGAAUUACCGGGUGGUGGAGGAUGAAGACGAGCUGAAGGGCCUGGAUCUCAAAGGAUCGAUGGGCGCGGUGGUUAGUGGGUGGGGACGAGCGGCGACGCUGUGUCCUUAUGCGCUUAUGGAGACGCCUGUUGUUGGCAUUGAGCGCGAUGAAGCGGCUGGGGUGAAUGUUGUGAAGACGAAGGAUAGGGGCGAGAUCCGCGCGAAGCACGUUGUAGUGGCGACGAACGGGUAUGUCAGCCAACUACUCGAGCGGUUCACAGGCCUGGUGGUGCCGACGCAGGGGCAGAUGACAGCGUUGAAACCGGUUGAGGAGGGAAGACUGCUCAAGCAUGAUUAUGGGCUUGAAGGUCUAAAGGGCCAGUCAGGCCUUAUCGAGGACUACGCGGUGCAGAGGCCUUGGGAUAAAGUUGGACAGGGUGCGAUCAUGCACGGUGGCGCGAGGCAGUGGGUCAAAGGUGGUGGCGAGGGUGUAUCAGAUGAUAGCUACAAUGUUGAUGAGGCGGUCGAGUGGCUGAGGGACUUGCCGCAGAGGAUCGAUGUGGGAACUCACGCGUCUCAGCUCGAGUUGCUGAAGGCGUGGACGGGCGUUAUGGGAUAUUCGAGGGAUGGGGCGCCCUGGGUGGGUGCGAUGCCGGGCAUGGAAGGGGUCUGGGUAUCUGCUGGGUAUACAGGUCAUGGUAUGACGAAUGCGCCAGGAUGUGGAAGGCAUCUGGGCAUAUUGGUCUCUGCUGCCUUGAGAGGGCAGGAUUGGAGGGAAGCGGAAAGAAAGUCGAUUGCGGAAGGAACCAUGCUGCAGGAAUUCGUGCUGUCUGAGGAGAGGAUAGCCAAGGCUGGGCUGCUGUAG